GGACAAGUCGGUGGGCACCUGAGGGGGAGCGGCCAUGUCGCGCCCCGCCCCGGCGCAUGCGCGGCGCCACCGAGGGAAGAUGGCGGAAGCCGAGGAGCCGAGGCGGCGGAUCCCGCUGGUGCCGGAGAACUUGCUGAAGAAGAGGAAGGCGUACCUGGCCAUCAAGGCCACCCAGGCCAAGCAGGCGCUGCUCAACAAGCGCAAGCAGCAGAAGGGGAAACAAAUCCAGUUCAGACGCCUUGAGACUUUUGUUCGGGAUUCGUGGCGCAAACGCCGCGAUGACAGCCGGCUGAGGCGCAUGGAGCAGAGACCUGGGCAGGCGGCGGCACCUCGGGAGCACAAACUGGCCUUCGUUGUGCGGAUUGUGGAUAUUAAGGGAGUGACCAGGAGGGUAAAAAGAGUGAUGGAGUUGCUUCGGCUGAGAAAGAAUUUCACCGGGAUAUUUGUUAAACUGACCCCGUUAACCCUGAAGUUGCUGCGGGUCGUGGACCCUUACGUGGCAUGGGGACACCCAAACCUGAAAUCUGUACGAGAGCUCAUCCUGAAACGGGGCCAGGCCAAGAUCAAUAAGAAGAGGAUGCCUCUGACAGACAACAUGCUGAUAGAGGAACAUUUAGGGGGCUGUGGUAUUAUUUGCCUGGAAGACCUUAUUCAUGAAAUCUACUCAACUGGGAGGUAUUUCAGUAAAGUCACAAAGUUUCUGUGGCCAUUCCACCUGUCGGUGGCUCGCCACGCGUCGCGUAACAGAGUGGGUUUCCUCAAGGAAAUGGGAAAGCCUGGCUACAGAGGGGAAGCCAUCAACCAGCUCAUACGUCAGCUCAACUAGUCAGGGUCUUUGUGAAAACUUCAGGAUUUAUAACCUGUUCCUUUUCACAUGUACCUCUAAUGGACAUUAUCUGUAUGCAAGGAUCCACUCUCUCUCUGGACUGUUGGUGCCACUAUAAAAGAAGAAACAGAGAUGAUGAUGGAGGUGGACUUUGGGCUGGUCCUUCUUACACGAAGAUAUAUACUAUUGGAUACAAGAAUGAGCUUCCUUGAGAAAUUUGACUUUUGCAUCUCUGUUAAAAAAGGUUUUUUAUGCUCACUACUGCAGACUUCACUCCUUGAAGUGCAUCUGCUUCUGGGUGUGAAGGGGUAGUGCAGUCACCUGUUUAAGAAUAGGCAGCACAGGCAGAAGAAAACGUCAGGUUUCUCUGUUACUGCAGUGCCAGCCCUUAUAGUGAAUAAUGUAAUUUUUUAAUUACCUAGAUUGUAUUUAUUUGAAAAAAAGAAAAGACAUGGGUUUGUGCUACCAAUUUACAGAAUCACUUUUCACUCCUGCUAGAUUGGGACUGCUGGAGAGAAUUGUUUCCUGGUAGGAAAGCCCAGGUUUGUAAUACAGUGGUGGGGUACAUGUAGUCAAUGUUUUUUAAAUAAACUUCUGGAAUUAUAUUAUUAUAACAGAAA
Molecule: messenger RNA, 1446 nt
Organism: Corapipo altera (White-ruffed manakin)
Lineage: Eukaryota; Metazoa; Chordata; Aves; Passeriformes; Pipridae
Gene: RPL7L1
Product: ribosomal protein L7 like 1
Exons: 7
Coding region: 35-826 (263 amino acids)
Biological process (GO): maturation of LSU-rRNA from tricistronic rRNA transcript (SSU-rRNA, 5.8S rRNA, LSU-rRNA)
Cellular component (GO): cytosolic large ribosomal subunit
Molecular function (GO): RNA binding; structural constituent of ribosome
Source: RefSeq, a predicted model, not a curated record